AUGGCCACAACUACCUCCCUCCGGCCUACAAUUGGUCGGAUAAUAAGCGCUACUGGGAAUCAGCAUGUUGCGAACCCGUCCUUUCUGAGCGUGCUCUUGGUAAGAGCUGCGACUCAAAGCUGUCCGUUCUCCUCGACCCCAGACCGAAGUAUGCGCCGGGCGCGCCGCGACAACAACAAACAGCGUGGGCUGAGCAGCAUAUACCGGUCCGGUCCACGGUUUCGGAUGAACAUCGAGAAGGAUCAGGUACCAAAACCGGUAGAUUUCAAACCGGACGUUAAGGUCGACCCGAACCACGGGCUAUGGGAAUUUUUCUACUCUAAGGAGAAGCUCCUGCUUACGCCUGACGAGGAUUCCGAGCACGGGCGCGGGUGGACCGUUGAAGAGCUGCGGCAUAAAAGCUGGGAGGAUCUACAUAAGCUCUGGUGGGUAUGCGUCAAGGAACAAAAUCGCAUUGCUACGGCGCGGAAGGAGAAGGCCCGGCUAAAGCUUACGAACGGAGCGGAAUUCAUGGAGGAUAGGCUAUUAGAGGUCCGCAAGACGAUGAAGUCGAUCAAGCACGCGUUGACAGAACGAUACUACGUAUGGGAGGAUGCAAGGAAGUUAGCUGAGACGGACCCGGAAAUCGAUCUUGCCAGCACAAACCGCCCUUAUACUCCGAGCUCAUAUUUUGACGAAGACGUGAAGGAGACGGGAUCAGUAGAGGAACAAAGGGAGGCGCAGCAAGAGCCAUCAUCGGAACAACAGGAGGCAUCAGAAAAGUCGGCGGCUGAAAAUGUUGACCCGUCUACACUUCCGCCUAAUGCUACAGAGCCUCAACAGCCCUCGACAAGAGCAUGA
Messenger RNA from Daldinia childiae, 840 nucleotides. RefSeq names its product 54S ribosomal protein L4, mitochondrial. Gene Ontology annotation, biological process: mitochondrial translation. The transcript has 2 exons. NCBI's taxonomy places the organism in Eukaryota, Fungi, Ascomycota, Sordariomycetes, Xylariales, Hypoxylaceae. Gene Ontology annotation, cellular component: mitochondrial large ribosomal subunit; mitochondrial ribosome. The coding region runs from base 1 to 840 and encodes 279 amino acids. The record is from RefSeq and is a predicted model, not a curated record. Gene Ontology annotation, molecular function: structural constituent of ribosome.